UAAAAUAUAUCUUAUCUCUUACAAAGUUUCAGAAAAAUGUCUAGUUAGAAUAAUCUAGGGUUUUGAACUAUUAAAUGGAUUGCACACUGUAAUGUCUGGUAUUGAACUUGAACCACUUUUAAAAAUGAAACCAAAGAAUCCGAUGCAACGUGUUCAGAGUUGUGUUGGGGAUCCGCAGGAAGAAGCUUUAUCUGCAUAUGAAAGCAAGGACUAUAAAACAUUUGUUGAUUGUGUCAGUGAGGAAGGCUUUGAUCCAAACAAAGAGUAUGGAGAGGAUAUCCCAAAAACUUUGUCUCAUCUUAUUCUGGAUGAAGCAGAGGGAAGAGAUAUCUUUUUGCUGGCGCUCCUUAAAAAUGGUGGACGGACAGAUUUGAGAAACAAAACACUAGAAACAAUACCGUUUCACGAAGCAAUCAGGAAAAAAGAUCCAGCACUUUUAAAGGUUUCUCUGCUUGGGGUGCAAAAUGUAAACAUACAAGACGGGGAAGGAAGUACUGCCCUGCAUGUGGCUACUGAAGAAUUACAAAACGCUGAUGAAUCUGAGCUAGACAAUCUACUAGAGAUUAUUUCAAUUCUAAUACAGGUUCCUGGUAUUGAUUUGAAUCAUGAAGACCUGAAAGGAAAAUGUACACCUCUUUACUAUGCAGCUGCUGCGGCUAGUGAGAAAGCCGUCGACCUUCUACUCUGCUACGGGGCAAAUUCAGAAAUUGAAAUGAUUCAAGAAGUUUUCAAAGAAAACCUGCCAGAUUUUAAUAUCUCGAACUACAAGACAGCUAGAACUGGUCGACCACUUAAAAAUGUACUUUUUAACCUCAUUGAGCUAGCAGACAACUUGGAAGGGUUUGCAAAUUUUACAUACAACAGGGAUGGAAUUGAUUGGAACUCAGAUAAUGGACAGUUUACACUUCUUCAAUAUGCGGCAGAGCAGGGUCGAGCAAAGAUCUGUGGCUACCUUCUGGAAAACGGAGCUGACCCAAACCUGACCGGCAGCAAUGAUACUCCCCCUUGGAUACUAGCAGCACAUAGUGGAUAUUAUAAGGUCCUCCAGGUGUUUUUUGAAAAAUUGACGGAUCGUGAGAUAAGAAUGGCAAUGAUUACAACAGAUCAACAUCAUGGACAACGGACUAUUCUCCAUGAAGUUGUUAGACAGCAUUCUCCUAAACUAGACAAUCCUUACAGGGAUACAAAUAUUGACUAUGAGGAGUGUCUCAAGGUUCUAUUUGAGGACCGGAAGAAUAUGCGAGGAAAAGCCAAGUACUCUAAGUAUACUGAGAGAAUUAUAAAUUUUCGAGACUUGCAUGGAGAAACUGCUCUUCACUAUGCUACUCAGCAACCAAACCAGGCCAUUAUAAAACUUCUGCUCAAGCAUGGAGCUAAUAUGGGAGUAAAGAACAAGGAGGAAAAACCACCCGUUAACAAGAUUCUGCCAUCUACUCUUCAGGAGUUUCUUGAUGAAUGUGUUGCGUCCCAAGGUAUAAUCACGGAUGAUGAUCUUCGUCUAACGUUUGAUUACAACUUCCUAGCACCUCCUCUCCUGGACAAGGAAGUUUUACUUAAUUUUGAAACCAAAAGAGAUGUAGAGGGAAGUGCUGUAGGUGAUACGCAUCCCAGACCAGAAACUGAAGCUUUAUGGUACCUCAGCGAAUCUAAGGAUCAUCGAGGGUUGUUAAAGCAUCCUGUGAUUUCAAGUUUUCUACUGAUGAAAUGGCAGAGAAUUCGCACUUUCUACAUUAUCUCUCUUCUCAUCUAUUUUUUCUUUGUACUUUUCCUCACUUUACUUAUACUACUUGAGUAUGGUGGAUGUAGUUUGUUCAGCUCCGUGUCGACCAAUAUUGAAUCUGAAGUUAAAGAAGAACAAGAAGGACUUGAUAAGGCCGAUGAAUCUUCUUCUUGUAGAGGAGACACAACAGUGUGGAAAGUUAUCGUUGGUAUUUUUCUCACUUUUCUGGCUAUAAUUGAGCUACUACAGAUUGCAGUGUCAGUCAAGAGAUAUUUCGCUAGUUCUACCAACUAUAUUCAAGUAGCAAUACUUGUCGGUGGAGCUAUUCUUAUUUUUGACAGAUCAAUGUCUUGGGAUGAACGACGCCAUUUAGCUGCACUGCUGAUUAUCUUCUCUUGGUCUGAGUUUAUUAUAUUAGUCGGACAACAUCCUAGUCUGAGUACGAAUGUGACGAUGCUGUUUACUGUUGUAAGUACUUUCUUUAAGUUUCUUCUCUGGUAUACAGCUUUCAUUGUUGCAUUCGCGUUCUCCUUCUAUAUCAUGUUCCAUACAGACCAUAAAGAUGGCGAGGUAAAUCCUGAAUACAAGUUUUUUGACGAAAUUGGAACUUGUAUCGUAAAAACAUCAGCUAUGUUUGUCGGAGAGCUUGAGUUCAGCGAUAUUCCGUUCAGUGCCAAUCCGAUCAGCUACAUCAUAUUCGUGGCAUUCAUAUUCCUGAUAGUUGUAGUCCUGAUGAAUCUAUUAAAUGGUUUGGCAGUUUCAGAUACAGGAUUGAUUAGGGAGGAAGCUGAAGUGCUCAGCCUAAAGUCCCAGGUUGAUAUUAUCUCCUAUUGGGAAUCAAUUCUUCUCAACGAUCCAUACAAUUUUCUCACCAGCUGGCCUAAGUUUUUGUCUGCUCUACCCUCCUGUUCUUGCUGCUUCUGGGUGAAGAGAAUACCUUUGCUGGAAACCUUUCUAAGCAAAAUAACAGGUGGUGCUAGAAUUCUUCUGUUCUAUGAAUGUCUACCAGAUAAAAGUGCUACUUUUUAUCCAAACAGUGGAAAAACAAACAGUUGUAUUCCAUACAGAAAAAGAAUAAAAGUUGUUCCCACUGGAAAAAAUCCCGCCAGUACUCCGCUUCAAGUAAGAAAAGAUGUUCUAGAUGCCGCAAAAGCAAUCAUUCUAGAGCGAGAUAGAGAAGACAAUGUUGACACUCAAAUAUUCGAAAAGUUGACAUCUAUGGAGCAUAAAUUAGAACUUUUAUCACAAACAUUGCAACUUGUACUUAAUAAUUCAAGCAAAUUGCAAGCUUAAACAAACGUAAAGGGGCUGUAAGCAAAAUUUCAAGUUACUCGCCUUGAAAAAAAUGCUAAUGCCCGAUUUAAGCAAACGUACAAUGUAAACUCAAAGCAGCUGACGCUACUGUAUUCUUUGAAAAUCCCAAAUAAAAAAUUAUAAUGUAAUUAUUUAUUUUCUGCGACUUCUAGAGAGUGAAUUUUUAUAUUUUUAAUAUAAUAAAGCUUGCAAACAAAGUGUGAACCAAGGAUAAGUCCUUAAUUAUCGUUCAUGCACGAGUCAAAGGUUUCAGGGGUACUCUUGUGAGUCGGUCACGCCAUUCUACAAACUUACAUUCGAUACGCCACUUGAAAUUAUGCCUAUAGUCCGUUUAAUGACUAAAUCUAUUCGUGAACUGUACAUUUUUACAUGUUAAUGUAUUUUAUUAAAUUAUUUGAAAAAUAAAUUAUAAUCUAAAUA
Eurytemora carolleeae is the source of this 3454-nucleotide messenger RNA. RefSeq names its product transient receptor potential cation channel protein painless. The record is from RefSeq and is a predicted model, not a curated record. NCBI's taxonomy places the organism in Eukaryota, Metazoa, Arthropoda, Copepoda, Calanoida, Temoridae. The transcript has 29 exons. Gene Ontology annotation, cellular component: membrane. Gene Ontology annotation, molecular function: monoatomic ion channel activity; protein binding. Bases 92 to 3013 code for a protein of 973 amino acids. Gene Ontology annotation, biological process: monoatomic ion transport; transmembrane transport.